Messenger RNA from Amphiprion ocellaris (clown anemonefish), 1492 nucleotides. RefSeq names its product overexpressed in colon carcinoma 1 protein homolog. The record is from RefSeq and is a predicted model, not a curated record. Lineage: Eukaryota; Metazoa; Chordata; Actinopteri; Pomacentridae. Bases 103 to 438 code for a protein of 111 amino acids. The transcript is spliced from 5 exons.
UCGGAGGGAAAACAGACAUUUUCAUUCUCUGCUGUUUCUUUCUGUAGUUCUUCAGCUGCUUUGGUCUUAUGCUUUGUUUUGUUUUUAGGAGUCUAAUCAGAGAUGGGAUGUGGAAAUUCAUCACCAACCAUCAACACUGACAGCAGCUCUGCAGGUCGUGCCGAGUUUCCAUCAAAGCUAUCUGACGAGUCGGCAGAAGAAGACGACAAACGAAAGAACUAUGGAGGCGUUUAUGUCGGUUUACCUGCAGACCUGAGCAACAUCCCUCAAGUCCAGAUAGGAUCGCUGAGAGGUUUUAUCAGGAGUGGAUGUCUUUCUGUGUUGACGAACGUUGUGUUGCUGUGCAGAGACCGACAGAGACUCUCCGUCCCUCAGGAGGCCUCUAUGGGGAGACGGACUGUGACGAUAAUGAACAUCCAGGCCUGUGGCAGCUUGUGAGUGUCAACCUCCUCCAGAGUUGCUUCAUUAAUGAAGCUGUGUCAGCUGCUGUUGCUGCAUGUGUCAGCAGCAGGGUUGGAUUAGGAAGCGACUCAGUUCUGUAACGUGUCUAACAUCUACUGUCAUGUUCGGAGUGUGGAGUCUCAACUAAAAAAGGCUAAAACUACACUAUGAGGGAUGUUACGACACAUUACACAAAGAUAUUUGUUACGAAAUAUUACAUGAUCAGGUUUUUGUCGCUACGUAUUAUGGCACUGCGAUAUACAAUGGCGCAUCUCAUGACAUAUACAAUAACAUUUCGAAUGACAUACAAAACUAUGACAUUUUGGUAACAUUUCGGACGACAUAUUAAACUGACGUUUUUGCAAGAUUUUGGACGACAUACUAAACUAUGACGUUUUGGUCACAUAUUGGACAACAUACUAUACUAUGACAUUUUGGACGACAUACUCCCGACACCUGCAGGAGAGACGGAUGUUACAGCCAGCAAGAAGAGGAGGAGGAAGAGGAAGAAGAAGAAGAAGAAGAAAAACACAGCAGCAGCAGAGUGACAUUUAAAGCAGUUUAAACCAAAGAUGUUUCAUUUCACCCUCACUGUAUGACUCCUGGUUUUAGUUCUGUUCUAAACAAGCUGCUGCCUUAAAUGACUGAACUGCUUCUGUUCAGGAAGAAGACUCUCUCUGCAUCUGUGAUUAACAGAGUGGAGUAAAACAACGUGUGAGAUCAGGACUUUCUAUCACUUCUAACUUUCCCUCUAUAUUUUAUAUGGAAAUAUCAUAAAAGUCACAACACAGCUGUUGUUUGAAUUUGUGUUUCUAAAAUCAUCAGUUUAGUGGUGCAGAGCCGCAGUUCUGUAGCUGCCAAGAGAAGCAAUAAAAACAUGUUUUAGUAACAGCUUUAUUGUUAAUUCACCUUUAUUAAUGUGCAGCAUAGUCCCAUAUGAGAGCAGGAGAGAAGCUAACAGAUGAAAAAAACGAGUUUAUAUCGCACCUAAACACAACAGACAACAUGAAAUCACAGGGAUGGAUGGAUGGAUGGAUGGAUGGAUGGAUGG